Messenger RNA from Racocetra fulgida, 220 nucleotides. The record is from the annotation of a GenBank genome assembly. NCBI's taxonomy places the organism in Eukaryota, Fungi, Glomeromycota, Glomeromycetes, Diversisporales, Gigasporaceae.
CUUAAACAAGAAAUUGCCUCUUUUAAAAGAACAAUUAGCUAAAGCUAAAAGUGAUGUCAAUAACGUAACUUCAUCUUCACAUCGUUCAACAGAAGGUGAAUCCUUGAUGCCAGCAGGCAUCACAACGCUUAAACCUCCAUCAAAACCAAGACCUCGUCGACAUAGUUCAUCCGAAUCAUGGAGAGGACGUGUAUUUGGAGAUAAAGAACCUGAAGAACAG